Molecule: messenger RNA, 7837 nt
Organism: Dermacentor silvarum
Lineage: Eukaryota; Metazoa; Arthropoda; Arachnida; Ixodida; Ixodidae
Gene: Glut1
Product: glucose transporter type 1
Exons: 16
Coding region: 431-2224 (597 amino acids)
Biological process (GO): monosaccharide transmembrane transport
Cellular component (GO): membrane
Molecular function (GO): hexose transmembrane transporter activity
Source: RefSeq, a predicted model, not a curated record
UGGCCCGAGCACUGUUUGGACUGCAUGUUAUGCGGUGCAAGAAGGAUUAGUGGCAGUAACGACAGUAACGAUGCAUGGAACGGAGGGAUUGUUUUCAGUCGCACGAAGUGACUUAACGCGGCGCUGGUGCGCUGCUGGCGCUAUUUUUCAGGGGCUUUAGCUGACGAGCCGUAUGUUGCUGCGGAGUGCGUGUUGCGUGUGCUUCGCCGCUCUUCACUUUCGCAGCGCUCGGAAAGCGUGCACAAGCGUUAUCGCGUUGUUGCGAUUGUAGCAAGUGUGCCUGCAUACCAUACAGUAGUUAAGUCGUUUCAUCGUAAGUGUUUCGAGUUCCUGCAAUUAUUUGUGUACUGGCUUUAUGCGCGUUGCACCUGUCAACGUUACCGCAAGAUGAGCAUGCAUGAAGCGUGUGUAGUUUACUCACAGAAUACCUAUGGCAUACUUGUCGUUUGAAGGCCGCGUCGCAUCUUCGGAAUGCCCUGAGGCGGACGCGUGUUGCAACUUGCUUCGUCGGGAAUGUUUUCGUUCGCGUUCUUCGUGCUCGCCGUUGAUCUCAUUCGAGCCCAGCUCUGACGGCAGUGGCGAGGAUCCCGGGGACUUCAUGUGUUGGUGUAGGUGCAGCAGUUGCUGUCGGUGCCCAGAGGGCCUGACAUGUAUGCUGGUCCUAGCCAUAUUCGCUUCCGUCCUAGGGAUGUUUCAGUUCGGCUAUAAUCUAGGUGUAAUCAAUGCUCCACAAAAGGUACUAGAAGACUUUAUUUCAAGUGUGUAUUAUGAGCGGACGGGAAUGCAAAUACCCAAGAACUUCAAAGACUGGUUGUGGGCAAUCACUGUUGCUGUAUUUGCCAUUGGAGGCAUGGUUGGAGGCAUUUCUGGAGGUAUGAUGGCAAAUCGUUUUGGGAGGAAAGGGGGUCUGCUCAUCAACAAUAUUUUGGGCAUUCUUGGAGGCUCAUUGAUGGGUUUCAGCAAUGCCUCUAGAAGCAUAGAAUUGCUCAUUUUUGGUCGCCUUAUCAUUGGAAUGAAUUGUGGUCUCAACACUGCACUAGUGCCAAUGUACCUGCUAGAGAUAUCUCCUGUGCCACUCAGGGGAGGCCUAGGCACUGUCAGUCAAGUAGGAGUAACAGUGGGGAUGCUGCUUUCUCAAGUUUUAGGUAUUGAAGUCAUCUUAGGCACAGAAGAAGGGUGGCCAUACCUGCUCGCAAUUGCAGUCAUUCCAGCUGUGUUGCAGUUAGUGCUGCUGCCCUUCUGCCCAGAAAGUCCACGAUAUUUGCUCAUUUCAAAGCAGCAAGAGUCUUUAGCACGAGAAGCUCUACAAAAGCUGAGAUGCUCAAGUAUGGUUGAAGAUGACAUUGAGGAGAUGAAAACGGAGGAGCAAGCUCAACAGCAGGAAGCUAAAGUAACUAUGAUGCAAGUGAUCACGACUCGGUCACUCCAGCUACCACUUCUGAUUGGAGUGAUGAUGCAUCUCUCACAGCAGCUCUCUGGCAUCAUAGCUGUGUUCUACUACUCUGUGCGACUGUUUGAGGCGGCUAGCCUGCCGCCGAGCACUGCCAAGUUUGCCACCAUAGGAGUUGGUGUAGUCAUGGUGGUUAUGACACUAGUUUCCAUCCCGCUGAUGGACAGAGCGGGACGACGUACACUGCACUUGUAUGGCCUGGGGGGCAUGUUCAUCUUCAGCAUCUUCAUCACUAUCUCCCUGCUGGUCAAGUUCUUGUACCAUUGGAUCACUUAUAUGAGCGUAGUGAGCACUUUGUGCUUUGUAGUCUUUUUUGCAAUUGGUCCAGGAACAAUUCCCUGGAUGCUCAUGGCCGAGCUAUUCUCCCAGGGGCCUCGGCCAGCCGCCAUGAGCAUAGGUGUCCUCAUUAACUGGUCAGCCAACUUCAUUGUGAGCCUCAUUUUCCCCCCAAUGCAGGCAGCUCUUGGAAACUACACUUUCCUGCCAUUUACUGUACUGCUGGGCUUCUUCUGGACUUUCACAUACAAAAAAGUUCCAGAGACGAAGAACAGAACUUUUGAGGAAAUCUCUGCCCUCUUCAGGAGGGAUGAUGUAGUCAGCAUCAAUGGGAUGGGCACACGACGCAACUCUCUGGCACCUGGCCAGGAUGCAGUGUAUGAAGAAAAGCCAGAGACAUGUUAUCUCCAUCAGCAUCACCACCACCACCACUGUCACUACGGAAAGUUCCACAACAGGAAGAAACUCGAACUCAAUCACCUAGAAGACCAACUGUAACCAUACUUGUAGACUGAAUCACUCUUUUUGAAAUGACAGCGGGAGCCGACCCUCCUGUCCGGAACAGUGCAAUCUGCCAGCGCCUGCAGCAGAAGCGGCAGCAGCAGGGUGUCGUCUUCCCACCAGCCCCCUCCUCCUCUUUCUCCUUCUCCCACGAAGUCGCGCCGCAUCAGCAGCCGGGCCCCUGGUUGCGGCGCACGCAGGCGCACCCGGCGGCAGCGCAUAUCAAUUCCCGGACACGAGGGAACAAGUGGCCUGCCUACCCCGUUCCUCCCCGCCACCACCGAAUCCCUGGCACCUUCGUGGACUACGCCGAGGCUGGACCGGACACCGACAAAGAACAAGCUAUGCAUUCCCACUGAUGGACUCCUCCGUGGGCGCGGAUGCCUGCCGCCGAGCAACCAAAGAAUGCCACGACACCCACCCCAAUUCCCACUCAGGUCCUCACCCCUGGUAACCCGCAGCCAGACACAAACACGCAGACACACAUACACGCCUUUGGUUAGCCGUGUCUUGUCCUGGGCACAGCUGGUGCCAUUGCCGCCGCUAGUCCUAUCCGCGUCGUCGUCCUACACACACACAAACAUGCGUGCACGCACACAUUGGUCGGUAUCCCCAGAGCGGAGCAGCGUGCCGCAGCUGUUGUUUGUACACCGGGUAGUAGAAACACGAACUUCCCUGAACAGGAUUUAUGCAGGACAACGUUUCUAUUGUAUAUUGUGCCUUCAGUUUGGGAUCCUUGUUUACAAAAGCUCGUUGGGCUCCACUCUAUUAACGUUGGCUGGAGCCAUCGUGAGCCCUUCUUCCCCUGUCUCUCUAUAUUUAUCUGUUUCUGUUUUAUUUUCUCUUCUCUCUCUCUCUCCCUUUCUUCAUCUCUCGUUUCGCACAUGGGCAUCCGCGUCAGAGUACGCUAACAUGUACAGAAUUUUACCACUAUAGCGUUACCACUGCGAGCGUAGGAAGAGAAAAACGUCAGCGGAGAGGCCAGCGGUAGUCUCCUAGUUUACUACGUGUAAAGAAAAAAUAAUGAAGACAUCAUGCUCAAACGUGUAAAAAGUUUGUACAAAUGCGAGUAUGUUUAAAGAAAAUUAUAUAUAUAACUUGCGCACACAGAUAUACUAUAUACACAUGCGCGAACAAAAGAAAAAAAAGUAAUUAGUGAUGUCAGAGUAAUCUUUGAGACACCCUUGAUGUUUGCAGGUUGCGCAGCAUUUUUUGAAACCGAUAUUCCUGGAGCAGGCUCACGUGAAGUCAAAUUGAAAUGGCCGCAAGUGUUUGACCGAAAAAAAACAAGGCAAUGCUGAAUGUGUCCUCUGCGUGGACAUUUUUUUAUCGCUUAAUUCGUGGCAUUAUUGACGGAAUCAAAGACGGUAAUAAUAUAACGUUUAAUUGAACGUUACUCAAUAGCUAUGCGCGCAGAGUAACUAACGUUCUGUAAACAUAUUUUGUUUGCUUUGACAAGUUGAAUGCGCUAUAUAUAUAUUGAAAGGGAUGAUACCCUUGACUUCGCAUUGAAUUUAAAGGUGGAGAGAAGGCUAAACCACUGAAAUAGUUUUGAGAUGUUUGAUUUAUCCUGAAUGUACACUAUGGACGAGAAAUACGGCAUUAUCUCUUGACAAAAUUGUGGUAAUAUAGUAUAUUGGUAAUUAAAGGACGAGUCAUAUGAAUUAACCUAUACACCGAGAGCUUCGUUCUUGAAUAUAUGCUGCUGAAAUGGUGACGUCCAUUGAAGACGUAUAGUAGCAUUUAAGAUAAGCAACAGCUUCUAUUUGUGACGUAUUUAACUGACGACAAUCUGCCCUCUCCCAGAGCGGCCGGCGUCAGAAGCCUGGUUGCUCCGUCUUGGAGUUUUGAAAGCUUUCGUUCAGUGACUUGGGUGUAAGAGUGUUCGUUAACAGCACGCCUUCUUUCCAUCUCUGCGUAGGACUCGAGCUGAAGAUAUAGAGCCAAGUGAGACACUAAGCGGGCCUUGCGAAACAAUUUUCCGAUCGAGUGACAGCUACGAGGUCAGACAACUUAUAUCUGUACACAGUUGAGCGCCCUGCCAGGACGAGCGACCACAGAGGGAUAGCGUUCGUACGGUGGUCAGGCGCCAAGCCGCCUUGGCUUCAUGUAUAUGCGUUAUGGUGAAAGACGUGAAACUGCGACGAAAACGGUUCAUUGGUACGCUAGCGCGUCGCCGAUGCAUGUCGCGUCGAUGUGGCGUCGAGGGCGUACGGCGACGGAAGAAUGAAAACUCGACGUGACCUUAUCGAACGAGCUGUAGCCCUCCUGGGAUUCCUCGUACAUUGCACAUUUUCUUCGAUCCUUUUCAGAGAGAAUUCGCUAGCGAUUAUGGUAAAUAUUCAUGCAGGAUAUGAAGUCAAAUGCCUGCGAAAGCGUGUGGAGGGGGGGAGUUAUUGAUAUCUUGCCGGGCCCACUUUCGAGAGAACUGACACUAUUGUGACAUAAUUAGUUGUGUCGUCAUAGAGGACGAAAAUCAACCAUGGCGUGUGUUUCGAAUACCGCGAAAUGAUAUGAAAAUUCCAGAUGCAGUACAAACAUGGAAACCCAAUAGACUACGUUCCAUCUUCAUUACUCUGUUUAUGCAAACAAAAAAAACUGUUUAGCCAUAUAAAAUAUCAGGAGAUGGUCACUUUGUUCACGUACAUGGAGGUCCUGUUCCUGGCAUCUAACCGGUAUAUUAAAAAAUGUUUUUUUUUUUCACGUUCAUAUAAUAUACCAGUCAGUAAUAAGAACCGACUUGCAAAGCGAUUAUGCCUUCGGAUCUCAGGAGGGUAAAGCAGGAAGGAUAUCUUCGCUCUCUCAGUUGUCUGCAUACGGUGACAGGAGGCGUUCCGACGCUUUUUUUUUUUUCUCGCUCGUUUAUUUGCCUUGUUUUUCGUCGUUUGAAGAAUCGUUUUUGCGAAACGGCCUAUAGAUAGAUGGCGAACGGAGCUCCGAUCAAACAGAAUGCAAGUAGACGUCAUACAUGCGGCUAAAUGCGGUACACAAUCGUGUGUGGUUCUGGUACUAGCCACAGGGUACGCCACAGCUCUGCGCAGGAUUGCGGUCUCGUUGCAGCCUGUAGCGCAGGUAGGCUCUUUCGGCAAAGUCGAACUGUCUCGGCCAAGCGCUCGAAGAGCUGUUAGCUUGCAGCUCGCCCGCUUCUAUACCCGUAGGGAUGAACAUCUGCUCACGCCUGUAGGUUUGUAGACUACAAUGCUACUUAGCUGAGGCUGAUGUUAGACGAGGAUCUAUUCAAAGACGGGGGACGCCAUAUAGUGCUCCGCAGGCCACCACUAGCACUCGUCGUGCGUGCUGCCGCUACUCGAUCGUCAAGCAUUCGCUCGAUUUUGCAGUUUUGGUUGGCGGACGUUUGAAGAAGCAAUAACGCAAAACCGUUUGGUAAAAAUUGAAAGAAAAAAUAUGAAACGCAAGGCGCCGUCAGCGUCAAUUCAGCAAGGAUUCCGGCUUCGUAUACUGAAGCGAGCCAUUUGGUAACGAUUUGCUGCUGCUUCGCGUUCCCAGCUCUGUUGUCUCUUGUUUCGUGUCCCUUAUCGGGGCAUCGCGGUGUUUCCGUGAAAAUAAAGUUAAUGAAAUAACUUUUUUGGUGCUUCUUGACGGCAGGCGGUUUUUUUUUCCCAGCAAGAAAUGUGUGUUUAUUAACAACACACAAAAGAGCGUCGCAUCUGUCGCUGUAGAAAUGUUGCUGCUUUUGGGCUGUUGUAGGUGUCAAGAACUGUAAAAAACGGUGUCUAUUAGAAAGAAAAAAAAAGUUGUUUGUGAAUGUAGUGUGCAUCAAUGCUCAGUUGUGUAAGCGUCCGUUCACUCAGAGCAAAUUUCUUGGAACAAAAGGGAUGAAGUGUUGAACAAGGGGACAUAUUACAAGGGGAUACGUGCUUUCGGAAUCAUAUGGUGCAUGUACAUUUUAUACAUAUACCCGUUUUGAGAAGUGGUUUAUAGAGUGGUUACAACAGCGUGUACAUCAGAAAAAAAAAAAAAAGGUCAGCGUAUAUAGCUGCAGAGAGCACGCGCACCUUUCCAAACGUACAGGGUGCACAAUUUCAUUACUAUAGUCUUACGUAAGAAAUUUAUUUUAUUGUGAUUAUUAAUAUUUCUUUGUCUUGAAGCUAAAUCUCUGUUCCCGGCUAUUGUUUUCAGUUGUGCUCAACUGCAGAGAGCGAUGAUCCAACUGGCCGAAGAGCUUCUUAUAGGCCUGUCGCACUCUUCUGUUAAACAAUACAAGAAAUGAGAAGCAGGAAACGGGGAUGGCGAGCUCUUGUGGCGAGUCUAAUAAUGUCAAGCUGCCAUACGAAAUUGCGUUUUAAUGAAGUGACAAACCUCAUAAGGAGUGUUAUGGCGUAGUGGCUUCUCUGGCAAAAGCUGGCGCAGUUCCCGCGUAGUGGACGCCGUGUCGGGCUGCGACGCAUUCCUGCCCACGCCUGCACUCAAUUCACAGUCAUUGGCGACUACCUUCCAAUGGUUGCCGUUGCCUAAUAACAAAAAGACAUUGGCCGCUCUCGAAGACGACAUAAGUUGUAGCGUUAGGAGAGUGCGACACGUCUGUCGCAGGGGCUGCAGAUGACGGCCUUUGAAUUUUCAAUGUUUUUUUUUUCUUUUUUUUUCAGUGCAGAUCUUUCGCAUUUUUUCGCGGGUAACACACAUAAAAAGCACAGACACGAAUGCUCACACACUGUUUCUGCCCCCUCAAAGAUAAGAAGGAGAUCACCAGGUGGCGUCCUCAUUGCUGACGUCACCUGGUCCUCCUUGGUACCGUUAUCGUCAAACGAGAUUUAAAAAAAAAAGAAACGAGAUACGACGACACAGAUUUCCUUAUUGAUUUCUCUUUUUCUAUAGCUGAGUCAGUCUAUAGCACAUUCCUACGGAUACUCGACGCAUAGUCUUUAUAGGCGAGAUUCAUUUUUAAGAUAACCGGGGGAAAAAAAGGAGAAAAAAACGUGGCUCUCGAGGCAGCCGUCAAGUUUUUUAUACCUUAGCUCGCGCCCAACGUGCUCGCGUCUCCGCAGGUUUGAAUGCCCUUCCACUCGGGUCCUUACGGCGCUUUCGUGCCGUUAGGCCUGGAUGGCGGUACGUGUACUUAACAUAGACAGUAAAUUGGCUUUUUCUGUCACUUUCUCUCUCCACUCGAGAUCACUCAACAGUUCGUGACGUAAGAUGAAUACCUCCUACACACCUCUGCUUUCUUUUAGAGCUGACAGGAUAUAUAUAUAUGAAUAUAUACAUAUAUAUAUACACACACAUAUAUAUAGCUCGCCUUUGGUUUAAAUGCAGAACUAGAUAUUCCUCUAGCGAUAUCAUCCUCGUUUUCUUUUUCUUUUGUUUUUCUUCUUUUCUGUUCCUUCAAACAACAUUGUGGUGUGCAAGAAACCUAAAUUCUGUUAGUGACUAACGUAUAUAUUGCACGUGUGAGCAGUGUUUUACUUUAACGUUGCUGGCUGACCUUAUUACUUUUCAAGGUGUACCGCUGCCUUGACCAUACCUGACUGUUCAGUAUAUAUUUCACUGUUGUAGAGCGAGUGUUUAGUCUCUUCUGUUGAGUGUUUUGAUAAUGUUACCGACGAAGGGGGUUUAUGUACAUACUGUAUGCUCGGCAUUAAAAUACUCAUAGUU